Oryctolagus cuniculus (rabbit) is the source of this 4595-nucleotide messenger RNA. Lineage: Eukaryota; Metazoa; Chordata; Mammalia; Lagomorpha; Leporidae. The record is from RefSeq and is a predicted model, not a curated record.
UCGCCUCGCCCGGUUCGCAUCCGGCCGUGUCUGCGGUCGGCCCCUGAUCCCGGGCGGGGUGGGGCUAAGCUGACCACCCUGACCCGUGGCUCCUCCUCUUUUCCUCCGUUUUUCCCUCUGUUGUGUCUCGCUCUGCAGCCCCUGUGAUGGUGUGGUGGCUCGAUUCUCCCAGUGCCUGGCUGAGUUUCGGACGUGGUUAAGAACCAACUGGUUGAGGUUCAAUGCAGACAAGACGGAUGUGAUGCUGGGUUUGAGAACUUCUGAUGGGCCAGUAAUUUCCAGAAUUUGGUAGAAAAUGUGCAUCAGAUGUUUAUAUUUAAUUGGUUUACAGACUGUCUGUGGACUCUUUUCCUGUCAAAUUACCAGCCAUCUGUUGAGUCUUCAAGUCCAGAAAUGGAUGAAAUGUUUGACAGCCCAUGAAAGUACAGGAGGUUCAGCAACAUCAGAUGACCAUGAAUUUGAUCCAUCAGCUGACAUGCUGGUACAUGAUUUUGAUGAUGAACGAACAUUAGAAGAGGAAGAAAUGAUGGAAGGAGAAACAAACUUCAGUUCUGAAAUAGAGGAUCUUGCAAGGGAAGGCGACAUGCCAAUUCAUGAACUUCUCAGCCUUUAUGGUUAUGACAGUACUGUUCGAUUACCUGAAGAAGAUGAGGAAGAGGAGGAAGAGGAAGAAGAAGGGGAAGAUGAUGAAGACGCUGAUAAUGAUGACAACAGUGGCUGUAGUGGGGAAAAUAAAGAAGAGAAUAUAAAGGAUUCAUCUGGUCAGGAGGAUGAAACUCAGUCUUCCAAUGAUGAUCCGUCGCAGUCUGUUGCUUCUCAGGAUGCCCAAGAGAUAAUCCGCCCACGUCGAUGUAAAUAUUUUGAUACAAAUAGUGAAAUAGAAGAAGAAUCUGAAGAAGAUGAAGAUUAUAUUCCAUCUGAAGACUGGAAAAAGGAGAUUAUGGUGGGCUCCAUGUUUCAAGCAGAGAUUCCAGUUGGCAUUUGUAGAUACAAAGAAAAUGAAAAAGUUUAUGAAAAUGAUGAUCAGCUCCUGUGGGACCCUGAGUACUUACCAGAAGAUAAAGUGAUUGUGUUUCUUAAGGAUGCCUCGAGGAGAACAGGGGAUGAGAAAGGAGUUGAAGCAAUUCCUGAGGGAUCUCACAUAAAAGACAAUGAACAGGCUUUAUAUGAAUUGGUUAAAUGCAAUUUUGAUACAGAAGAAGCAUUGAGAAGAUUAAGAUUCAAUGUAAAAGCAGCAAGAGAGGAAUUGUCUGUAUGGACAGAAGAAGAGUGCAGAAAUUUUGAACAAGGGCUGAAGGCCUAUGGAAAGGAUUUUCAUUUGAUUCAGGCUAAUAAAGUCCGAACAAGGUCAGUUGGUGAAUGUGUAGCAUUCUAUUACAUGUGGAAAAAAUCUGAACGUUACGAUUUCUUUGCGCAACAAACACGAUUUGGAAAAAAGAAAUAUAAUCUUCAUCCUGGUGUAACGGAUUACAUGGAUCGUCUUCUGGAUGAAAGUGAAAGUGCUGCUUCUAGCAGAGCACCAUCCCCUCCCCCAACUGCUUCAAACAGUAGUAACAGCCAAUCUGAGAAAGAAGAUGGCACUACAAGCAGUAGUAAUCAAAAUGGGGUAUCAUCUAAUGGACCAGGUGAAAUAUUAAACAAAGAAGAAGUAAAAGUAGAAGGGCUACACAUAAAUGGACCAACAGGUGGGAAUAAGAAGCCACUUCACGCAGAUAUGGAUACUAAUGGUUAUGAAACAGAUAACCUUACCACUGACCCCAAACUUGCCCAUAUGACUGCAAGAAACGAAAAUGAUUUUGAUGAAAAAAAUGAGAGACCUGCCAAAAGGCGAAGGAUAAACAGCAAUGGAAAAGAAAGUCCGGGUUCUUCUGAAUUUUUCCAAGAAACAAUGUCACAUGGAAAAUUUGAAGAACUUGAAAACACAGAUGACUAAAUUUUAAACCUAUUUUACUUUGUUUGGAGUAAACUCUGGUGUGACUAAAAUUUUCAGGGUUGAUGGGUUACCUUAAAAAGUUGAUUUCCUUGAUGCAGUUAGUGAAAACUUGAAAAUUUGAAUUGAGUCCUAACUUUAGAAAAUAAGGUUUCAUAAUCCUGCCUUUUGUGAAUUUUUUUACUUUAAAAUAGUCAAAAACCCUUUUAAGGAUAUAAAAAAUAGUUUAACAAAUUUGAACUAAAAUAUAUAUAUAUUCUGAUUUGAUAUAUUAAUCAUAAAAUUUCACUACAAGGUAAUUUUUGCUUAGUUUGAUACAGAGGAGUGCAGAACACCAAAUUCAAAUUUCUGCUUAACACCAAUUUUUCUGAGUUGCUUCAAAUAUCUUUAUAGAUAUUCUUCUCUCCAUACAAAUUGAACAUCAUUAUUUAAGGAAACCCUUAUGAAUCCUGAAAGUUAUGCUAGCAUGAUUUUUUAUAUAUAGAAGUUUAAAAAUAAACCAAGUCAGGUUUGUAUAUGUAAAAUUGUUGACAUCAAUGAUGUCUUUCCAUAUUCUUAUCUGGGCUUAAGAAAUACAUUCUGUAUUUUUCCAGAUUCUUUGUAGCCUUUGAAAGAUUUUUACAGUACAUAUGUCUUGACUGAGCUGUCCUUUCUUAAUACAAAAGCUUGUAUAAUUUUCUUAACUUGUACAGUUGGUAAACUUUUAUGAGAGGAAUUGAUAUUCUGAGUCUGUCAGCUUUCAUUUUAUUUUGCUAAGGUUUUUCUAAUGAAUUUUUAAGUGUUUGUGUAGUAACCAAGUCAUGUUUCUUAUCCAGGUAGUAAAAGCGUUCAUAAAGGAUUGUGAAAUUUUUUUUCCAAAUUUCUACAUAAAGAUGGAUAAUUUGAGAAUUCUGAAAUUGAAGCAUGAUGCUUAGAUUGCAGUUUGUUUUGCAUUUGCUAUAAUUUUCAGAGUUAUUUUUGAAGCAGAAGUUUAAUGUCUGUUUAAAAUACUUAAAUGUGUCAUGCUGACCAGAAUCCGGUUGAGUUAUUUUUAUAUGCAUUAUAAAAUUUCCCAGUUUCGCAUUAGACAGAGGGGAACAGGUCAAGUGAUACUUAGAUUUUGGCACACACAAGAAGUAAUUGUUGGCAGAUGAUACUGAUUUUUAUGAGGAACAUGAGAUGAAGUUUGAAAAGUUUGCAGACGUUCCUGUUACAAUCCAGUUUUUCAGAUUUGAUAGUGUUUUUCCAAAAUGAAAAGAAGAUACAUAGUAACCACUGCUCUGUGUGAUUAUGAAUAGGAUUAUCCAUCUUCAUAGCCUUGUAAGAGUACCACUUUAUUUUUAGCGCAAAAUUCUUAUUAAAAAAUGUAGUUUUAUACAGCUAGCUGAUAGACCAAUCUAUAUCCAACUUUUAUAAAAUAUUAUUAACUCUUGUUUUUCUCACACAGGCAUACCCUAAUGCUUCUUUGAUUUAUUUUCAGCCAUCAGUUCAAGAGCCACUGCCUUUUGAAAAUAAAUCUCUGGUCUUACUUUUAAUGGCUCAACUAUCUAAUUCAACUUAGGAGAGAUUUGCACUGAGAAAUUAUUGUUUAGACCUUACCCCCAUGAAGUAUUAUUGUUAACAUAUGUUCAGACUGCUUCCUUCACGAAUGUGAACAACUUUUUUUCCCAAACAGUGUUAAAAGCCACUUUACAACACUUGACUUCAUAAAGUAUACAUUCACUGUCAUUAUAUGCAUAUCCAAGUAAAUCAAAGUUUUGGGUGGAAGUGUUGAGAAACGUGAAUUUUUGUUGUUGUUUUGUUUUACUUAAAACAUUAAUUUAUCCAGAAUAGCAGUUUUACCAGAUGAUCACAAUCCAUUUUUUAAAUCAAAUUUUAUUAAAUGAAUCCAAAGCAUCCUAGCUGUUUGUCAAAGAUAACUACAGAAAUGUUUCAAAAGAAUGGUGAUGCUGUACUUUUCAAACUUUGCAAUAUUAGAAUUUCCAUUUUUACCUUUUAUUAAAAGAUGAAUUUUUGUUUGCAGGUUUUUUUAAAAUUCUUGCAAACUAUUAUAGGAAUGUUUUAAGUAAAUUCUCAGGCAUGUUUGCAAAUACGGCACAUGUAUAAAUGUUAGGAAAUUUUACUUUAUUGUCUUUUUAAAGUAUGCCUAAAGACAUUCCACUAUGAUACAUAAUUCUCAGCUUUUCAUAAAGAAAUAUUUAAUUGUAUUUUGUGUUUAUACAGGUAUUUUACAUAGUACUUUGUUCAUAAUGCAGCCACUAGAACUUGAUAAGUCAUUGCACUAUUUAAAAAUGUUUAGUAAUAUCAUGAAUUUAAUUUGCUUAACAUUUAGUACAUUUCAUAACCUUUGAACUCUUGACAAAUUGCAUUGGGAAAAGAAGCUUUUGUUAAUAGUUACUUAGACUGCCACCCCAUCCCCAAGCCUGGCAAAGCACUAUCAUUCUCAUUUGGAAUGGUUUUCUGUUUCCUGAUGUGUUUUUAAACAGAGUUCAGAAUCUGCAACUCAGUUCAGUACAAAUCUCUUGACCUUUAAAAUGUAUUUGAAGUAAUAUUUAAAUAGGAAUUUAAAAUUAUGAAUUAGAUGUUUUUAAAUUUAUGCAUAGUAAUUUUGCACUGUAAAAUAAUUCCCUUCUCCCAUUCCCUGUCUGCCAUUCUGAAUAUGCUUAUUAAAAUAUUUUUUUAAACA